AUGCUUGAAACUCCUAGUUUUGUUGCUUACAACCACCAAUAUAAUUUGGUAUUGAAGCAAUUGAAGAAACUUUGCGUUGGUACCCAAGCUGCUUUUGUUAUUCAGUGCAACAUUACUUUGUUUUGUUUAGCUGUAUAUCCUAUUUGGGAAUCAAAUAAACCUUUACCGUUGGAAUUUGAGCAUUUUAAUUCAGGCAUGUUUCAUUAUCCUUUUUACAUGUUUGAAGUUAUUGGGGCAUACAUUUGUGCUUAUACUAAUAUUUGUUUGGAUUUGCUUUCUGUUGGUUUCAUAAUGAUUUCAGCUACCCAGUUGAGAAAGUUGAAUAUAAAGUUGAUUGAUAUGAAGGAAAAUGUUAAAAGUUUGCCCGAUUAUUCAGAGGAAAAUUCGGAAAAGCUAACUUUGGAUUAUUUAAAAGAGUGCUGCAUCCAUUACAGCGAUAUUGAAGAAUUUUCAAAAUGUAUUCAAGAUUGUUUCAGCAUAAUUUCUUUUAUUCAAAUGGUCACUGGAUGCGUAUCUGUUUGUAAUGCUUUAAUGCUACUAACCUCACUAUCACCAACAUCCCCUGAAGCUAUAUUUUUAUUCUGCUACACAAUUUCCAUGCUGGCCGAACUAGGAUUGUAUUGUUGGUUUGGGAAUUUCGUUUAUCAUGAGAGUUUAGAAAUUGUAACUUCUUGCUACUUUUCCUCUUGGUACGAAUGCAGUCCAAGAGUGAGACGGUCAUUGUUUAUUUUAAUGGAAAGAAACAAAAGGCCUAUUGAAGUUAAAGGGCUCAGUUUGAUAACAUUGUCCCUGGACACAUUUAUUUCAAUUUUGAAAUGGACUUAUUCGUAUUAUGCUUUGCUGAGGAAUUAUAAAGCCAAACAUCAUUUGUAUAACUCAGAGAUGUAA
Molecule: messenger RNA, 888 nt
Organism: Ceutorhynchus assimilis (cabbage seed weevil)
Lineage: Eukaryota; Metazoa; Arthropoda; Insecta; Coleoptera; Curculionidae
Source: the annotation of a GenBank genome assembly